AUGUCACGUACUGAUGUCAGUUUUGCAAUCGUUUGUAUGGUAAAUAGUACAGCGGUAGAAAUGAUAACUGGUACCAAUGAUGCAAAUGUUACCAAGAAAACUGCGACAUGUGCGCCACGGGAUGAUAGCGAAUUGAGUGAAAGGGAAGCUUAUAUGGGUGAAUUUAUUUGGACAAAAGAUGUACAAGGAUAUGUAUUAAGUGCCUUUUUUUGGGGCUAUAUAAGUAGCCAAAUUCUUGGUGGUUAUUUGGCCAGUCGAUAUGGCGGUCGUUUGGUAAUUGGUAUUACGGUUCUGGGAUGUGCAAUUCUUACACUCCUCAGCCCAAUAGCCGCGACAACUAGCGUUUUUGCAUUUAUUAUUGCUCGAGCUAUCAUAGGCUUUAUGCAGGGUGCCAUAUUUCCUGCGUACCAUGCAAUGUGGUCAAUGUGGGCACCACCUCUGGAAAGAAGUUUAUUAACCGGUGUAACAUAUGCAGGUGCUCAAAUAGGUAAUACAGCUGUCAUGCCACUGUCUGGUUUACUUUGCAAAUAUGGAUUUGCUGGUGGUUGGCCAUCCAUCUUUUACGUUAUCGGUACGGCAGGUGUUUUAUGGUGUGUUCUUUGGUUCUCCUAUGUUUCGGAUCGACCAUCUCAGAGCAAACGUAUUUCUAAAAAGGAGCUAAGCUAUAUCGAAAAUUCAUUAGCUGAUAUAUUAGCAUCGGAUUCAAAAAAAAAAAAAGCUGUUCCAUGGCUUGCAAUAUUCAGAUCAGUUCCAGUUUGGGCAGUUUUUUGUGGGCAUUUUGCCGGUGAUUGGGGUGGUCACAUGAUGAUAACCACCCUUCCGUUAUUCAUGAAUGAUGUUUUGGGAUUAGAUUUCGCUUCGCUUGGAUUUUUGACAGCAAUUCCGUACAUUACAUAUUUCGUAUGUAUGAAUUUUGGUGGUUUUACUGCCGAUAAACUGCAGAAAGCAAAUGUUUUAUCAACUAUAGCUAUUCGGCGUCUUGCUAUGAUCAUUUCACUUGGAAGUCAAGCAGUAUUUUUGAUAGCUAGCGGUUAUUGCGGUUGUGGUCAGGAAACCUUAGUAACUAUAUUCCUUACCGUUGGGAUUGGUUUAUCCGGAAUACAAUACUCCGGUUACAUGGUCAGUUAUCUCGACAUUGCACCAGCCUUUGCUGGACCUAUAUUAGGUAUCGGCAAUACGAUACCAUGUAUCGCUGGUAUCAUAGGUCCGGUGAUGGUUGGCUAUCUCACUCCCACGGGUUCACAGCAAGAAUGGCAAUUAGUUUUUUGGAUUACCGGUGGAGUCUUAUUGGCCGGUACUACCAUUUUCUGUUUAUUUGCCAAAGGUGAAGUGCAGCCUUGGGCAUUGAGCGAUAUUGACAAAGAAGAAAAUUGUGAACUGGAAAAAAAGACACUUAAUAGCUCGGAGAGCUCACCGUGA
Brugia pahangi is the source of this 1419-nucleotide messenger RNA. The record is from the annotation of a GenBank genome assembly. NCBI's taxonomy places the organism in Eukaryota, Metazoa, Nematoda, Chromadorea, Rhabditida, Onchocercidae.